Molecule: messenger RNA, 3637 nt
Organism: Athalia rosae (coleseed sawfly)
Lineage: Eukaryota; Metazoa; Arthropoda; Insecta; Hymenoptera; Athaliidae
Gene: 5-HT2A
Product: 5-hydroxytryptamine receptor 2A
Exons: 7
Coding region: 1808-3637 (609 amino acids)
Biological process (GO): serotonin receptor signaling pathway; chemical synaptic transmission; G protein-coupled receptor signaling pathway, coupled to cyclic nucleotide second messenger
Cellular component (GO): dendrite; membrane
Molecular function (GO): G protein-coupled serotonin receptor activity; neurotransmitter receptor activity; serotonin binding
Source: RefSeq, a predicted model, not a curated record
UUCACACCGAAGCGAGUAAAACUACACGUCUUUCGGGUAUGUCGAUAAGAAUCUCGUCUAAGGGUAAGAAAAACUGAUACCGACGUUUGGACUUUGGUUUGAACGAUACUUUGAGCGAUUGACGAUCCCGAUUUUCCGAGUGAUCGCCAUUUUUUUCUUCCUUAUUUUACCACCUCAGGCAUUCUCUUUUGCUUGGUUUGAAACCGUACCUUUACCUUAUAUUCCUUUUCUGCGACUGGUCGGUGAAUCGGAAAAAAAAGGCAAAGGCAUGGAGAAUACGGAAGAUGAAAAACAAGGAAUAGUGGAAGGCUGGAAUUUAUUAAUUGUUGGCAUUUUUGAAACCACCUAAUUUUUUAACAGUAUGUUGAAUCAGGGUUCGAAAAUCGGGAAACCAUAUCGGGAAGGACUUGAGUUUGUUGAAUUCGCUCCAAAUCCCGUGGGAAUCAAGGGGCAUUCGGAGGAAGUCGAGAUUCUUUCUACCGUGUCCGUCGCGGUCUACGUACUCGACACACCUCGUGCAGGAACAAUUUGUCUUUCGGGUGGUGCUUUUUUUAUGUAUACAUAUAAUUCUUCUUUUGGUUCCAGCAGCUUCACCGAAACUCGUACAUUUUAUAUUUGCUUCCAUGAUAGUGGUUCAUCGUGAACUGAUUGAUUGAUUGAUUAAUUGAUUGAUUGAUUGACGGAUUGGUGGAUCGAGGUAUUAUUCUUUGGGUUUUCAGUUAAUCUGUAAUCUGACUAUUUUUAGCACAUUGCGAUCUGGUAGUUUUGGCGCAAGUUUGCCAAGAGCGAGGAAAUCCGUCGGCACGCGCUUCUUCCUCGAUAUUUUGUAUUCAGUAACGCCCGCGCAGCUGAACAGAGAGGAUCGUUCGACUUUGCAAAAUUGGGGAUGAUAUAUGCGCUCAUGGUUAUUUUAAUUGUAUGACUGGAGAAAUUUGAAUGAAAAAAUUUAUUCGAUUCAGUAGAAUCGGAUAAAAAAAAACUAAUAGAAUUGACAAACAAAAAGAUUGAUAAAAAUUCUGAAAAUCGCAACGAACGACGAUGUAUGUGAGAGUGUUUUUCAUUACGGAUGAAACGAGUAGCAUUUCUUUUCGAUCGAUUUUUGAAGUCGAGAAAUGGUAAUAGGUUUAUUUGAUUUUAUUUUUCAUUCCUUUGAGUUUGGCAGUAAAAUGUUUAGAAGCAAAAAUUGAGGAGACAACCGUCCGGUAUCGUGAGACUCGAGGUGAGACUAUCAACCGGAAGGAACGAAUAAAGUAUUAUUGAAUGAAGGACGUUACAAAAUAUUAUAGUGAAUUGAUGGUAAAAAUUGUAAAAAAGUGGAUUCAAAAUCGCAGUUCAAAACCAAGUCAUCGUCAUGCCGCGACUUCAGAUCGCAAAAACUACACACCUCAGUAAGAAAACCAAUGAAGAGGACGAGUCCCGGUCCCUGUCACCCGCGGCAAUAAUCCCGAAGACAUGGUAUUCUCGAUUUUUGUAUGUCGAAAGCUGACGAUUUGUGGCAUGAAAAGUGUUGAAAACAAUUCGUGGAAGGAUUACAUAAAAAGUGGAACGAAAUUUUGUGAUUUUAAAAUUUUUCAUUCCUCGGGAACUCGGGAAUUUUUAGAGAAACGAAAGAAUCUGCAAUUAAUUUGCGGAAAAACAUAUUUUAAUCGUUCGAAAUGCUGAUGUUGUCGUCUCCUUUGUCUCCUUCGCUGCCGCACAACAAGCGCUGGAAAAGGUGCCUAAAGUGAAAACAUAAAAAACAAAAUUUACCGUGACAUUCGAUACCCGGGCGAUAAGCUGACAAGCGAUAAAUGAAAAUUGAGAUAAAAUGACGACGACGACACCGAGUAAUUUGUCGACAAUGUUUUUAACGACAACAACAACUGCAUCCACCGUAACAAUGACAAAUAAUAUAACAGCAAUAUUUCGACAGUUUAAUUGCAACGAUACGUUUUACAAUUGCCUUAAUAAAGGAUGCGGUGGCGGUACAGCAGCGACGGUAACAGCAGAUGCUGCCGAAAAGGAGGGUGAUUUCAUUGCCAUAACGGAAUCUACUGCGAAACAAUUUACGGAUUAUACUUCUUCGGAAAAUCUCAAUAUGUACGACCAUAUGUGCACCGUUGAAUAUGAUACCGCAAUGCUUUGCAGGCCGUGCGAUUACCUCGAGUGCGACGUUAACGUAUCACUUAUUUUAACCGGUAUUGAAAAUCUACAGGGUACGCAGUUUGUAACACAAUUUCCCAGAGGGAAAGAUUGCAACGCUACCUACCUCGAUGAUAUGCUGGAAUGUUCAGGAUUUUCAAGCACAUCUCUACUACCUGGUAUUCCAGCGACGUGCAGUCGGCGUGAACGUCCACCUUGGACGGUAAAAGGUCGUCGUUUCGAUUGGAGUUUUCUCUUCGUCGCGGUUUUCAUAUUCGCCGGUGGUCUCGGAAAUAUUCUCGUCUGCCUCGCCGUCGGUCUUGACCGCCGUUUACACAACGUAACCAAUUAUUUCCUGUUAUCACUCGCCGUCGCUGACCUACUCGUCAGUUUAUUCGUUAUGCCCUUAGGCGCCAUCCCCGGGUUUUUGGGUUACUGGCCGUUCGGCAUCGCAUGGUGCAACGUCUACGUUACAUGUGACGUAUUGGCAUGUUCGGCGAGCAUAAUGCACAUGUGUUUUAUAUCUCUUGGGAGGUACCUUGGGAUCAGAAAUCCCCUGAGAACUCGUCAUAUUUCCACAAAGAGGCUGGUUGGGUUCAAAAUCGCUGCGGUUUGGCUACUGGCGAUGCUCGUUUCGAGCUCGAUCACUGUACUUGGUCUAAUCAAUCCUCGAAACAUCAUGCCGGAGCCUGGUCUCUGCGUAAUAAACAACCGUGCGUUUUUUGUGUUCGGUUCUAUGAUCGCAUUCUACAUUCCCAUGAUAGUUAUGGUAGCGACAUACGCGUUGACCGUACAAUUGUUGAGAAAAAAGGCAAGAUUCGUUGCCGAACAUCCAGAAGGUGAUCAAUUCAGAAGACUUGGAGGAAGAUUCGGUACCUCAAAGGCAUCGAGAAAUCUCACCACCUCAAGAUCAUCGACUAGUCUUUCCAACAGACAUUUGUGGCGAACUUCAGGCGGGAGCAGUGUCCUACACAGUGACAGAAACUUGAACAUUAAUAACAGCUCGUCGCAGCCGCAGUUAAACUUUCCAUCUAUGAACGGAAAUCCCGAUGCGCCCAGAAGAUCCGAACUCGGAAUCACCGGCGGGAUGAGAGAGACAGGAAAAGUUGACCAGGGGACCCAAACUCCUGAAAGUAUCGGACGGGAAACAAGAAACUUGAAACUAAGGACGCUGAAAUUGCAGCUGAACGUAACUCCGAACACCCUGAACCUGAGGUUCCUUGCCGGAAGAACGAAGAGACGAUCAUUAGCAGCGAAUGCAGUUGCUAAUGAACAAAAGGCUAGCAAGGUACUCGGCCUUGUUUUCUUCACAUUCGUACUUUGUUGGGCGCCUUUUUUCCUGCUCAACAUAUUCUUUGCGGCUUGUCCCCGCUGUUCGGUUCCUGGGCAUGUCGUCGACACGUGUUUAUGGCUCGGAUACGUUUCGUCAACGAUAAAUCCGGUAAUCUAUACCGUUUUUAAUCGAACAUUCAGGGCGGCUUUCAUCAGACUUUUAAAGUGUCGGUGUUCCAGGUAA